AUGUCUUCUACCGCAUCGAGUUCUUCUGGCUCAUCAUGUCGUCUCGUCGAUUCGCAAUCGCCCCCAACACUAGCCACCGACCCAAUAUCCGAAACUGAGAAUCUUCUCGAUCUCGCCUACAGUCCCGAUGAGAUUGUUGGUCCCGCCACGAAAACCACACAUUUUCUCGCCCCGCCGUCUCGAAUGUGUAAAUCAGCCACGUUUCACGAUUUUUGUGAUGAUGAAGAAGUGGAAAAUUCGCUGAACUUGAGAACACUUCCAGAAGAGGAUUUUGAGGAGGAGGAUUCGGAUGAUUAUGAAGAUGCUAAAGAAGAUGAUGAUUCGGAGAUUGUGAUUGUUGAAGAAGAAGAGGAAGAAGAGAUUCCGGAGGAGCGACACUUUGAACAAGAACAUGAUGAUUUUUGUCAGAAACAGAAAAAACAUGAGAAAAGUCGGGAAAUCAAGAAAUCUAGUACUUUUGCAUCGUUUUUGAAUUUGUUUGUGGCGAAAAAGAAGAGGAAUGGAAGAAUUAAUGAUCAACGAUUGAUGAGUCGAAGUAGUUGUAUGCUCAGGCCAAGUGUUUCACUUUGUAAGUAACCAGGAGAUGAGCAAAAGUUAAUUAAAUUUGAGAUUUUAAGAGAAUCCCGGUUUCUUAUAGAUCUAGAAGAAAAUUUUGACCCAAAAAUCUUGAAAAUAAUCAAUUUUUGACUUCUGAAACCCCGAGAUUAUAAAAGAAGUGGAAAAUUGAAAGUUAAUCAGAGUUUGAUGACAGAAAUCCUGAAUUUUCAAGGUUUCUGAGUUCUAGAAUUCGGAAUUGUACGAAAUCAUCAUAAUUUAAACUCUGAAAAUAUAGAAUUUCAGUUUUUCUGGAACGUUUUCGCCAUAAAAUUUGAAUCCUAAACUUCCCCAAAAAAAUUCCCAAAACUUGCCCCAAAAAAAUAUUUUUGCUGAAGUGUUUUCCUGUUUACUCGUUCUCAAAAAAAUUCAAAGUGUCCAUUAAAAAAAAUCCGAGACUAAAAAGACAGCAGUGAACAGAAAAAAAACUAACACCGGAAACUUUGACGUCAGCAAAAGAAACAGAAAAGGAACUUUUGGUUGCUUUUUUGAAGGGGGGAAAACAAAGGAAAUGUGGUUUUAAAGGGACAUGGGAGGUCAGAAAAAUGAGGCAAAAUAAAUAAUUCGAAUUUUCAAAAAUUAAGUUUAAAAAAAUAAUUUUGUUCACAAAAUAAUUAAUGGAUUAAUGUAUAUUUUAAAGGGACAUCAAGGGUCCCACCACGAUUCACCUUUCCCCUUCCAAAAUCCUUUUUUUUCCAGCUGUUGUUCAAGAAUCAAUGAUGCUUGGAUCAGAUGGUGAAUCAGUCGAAGUCUCGCCAUGCACUUCAGAUCAAACACCAACUGGAGUCGUCCCGCCACGAUAUAUAGUCAAUGUGAAAAUGCGACAAAAACCGGCCAGAAAAUGGAGUGAAGAGGAAAUUCAGAAGCGAUUGAGUCUUCCGGCGGACCUGAAAUUGCCGCAAGCGGUUGUUGAUAAAAUGAAUCGGACGCCGACGUUGGAUCAACCGUUGACAAGGAAGAAUCGGAGAGCGUCGUUGGUGAGGAUUUUUGGGAGGGAAAUUGGAAAUUUUGAGAAUUUUUCAUGACAGAAAACUUUUGGAGCCUGAAUUUUAGCAGGAAAAUUUGAAUUUUUGAAUUUGGCCCCAAAAUUUGGGCGGGUAAAUUUGAAUUUUCGAAUUUUUACUUCUGAAAAUCAUAAUUUCUCUGUGAAAACUCAGAUUUCAAAUCGAAAAUUUGAUCGAAAAUCCCAAGUAUUUCGAUAAAAUCAAUGAUUUUGGGGAAUUUUCUGAAAAACGUCCUUUUUUUGUGGCAAAAUGAAUCCACGUGGCAAAUUUUUGAUCUGAAAAUGCAUUUUUGGCUUCAAAAAAUUAAUUUUCAAUUUUUUUCUUAAAAUUUUGCCACGUGGAGUUUUACUCAAUUUCAAAAUUUUUUUUUGAAUUUCCUUUUUUCUCACGAAAUUCAAGUUUUGACUCGAAAAUCAAGACAGUUUCAAAUUUUUCACCAAAAUUUAUCUUGAAAAUUCGAAAAUUCAUUGAGAAUCCCAAAAUUAUAUUUUUGCAGAGCGAAAUCGGUUUCGGCAAACUCGAAACGUACGAAAAACUCGAAAAACUUGGCGAAGGAACCUACGCGACAGUAUUCCGUGGUCGAAGUAUUCUAACCAACAACGUAGUUGCACUCAAAGAAAUCCGGCUCGAACAAGAAGAAGGAGCCCCGUGCACCGCAAUUCGAGAAGUCUCGUUGUUGAGGAAUUUGAGACAUGCAAAUGUUGUAACACUUCAUGAUAUUGUUUAUACCAAUAAUAUGUUGACAUUGGUGAGUUUGGGUGAAAUUUUGAGACUCGUUUUCAGUAAAAUUAAUUUCCGCAAAAAAAUACGUUUCAAAAAUUGAAUUUAAAAUUUUUGCAAUUUUUGACAACUGGUAUUCGACUGGUCAUUAUUGUGAAAUAUCCGGAAAUUUAGAAAAUAUCCUAAAACUCCCAGAAAAUAUAGGAAUGCUCUAAAAGCUCAAAAAAUAGGCUAGAAAUUGGAUAAGCUGUCUCAGAGCCUAAAAACCGGCCCAGAAUUCUAGAAACGUGUCCGAAAUCUCGAAAAGUAGCCUAGAAAUUUAAGAAAAGGGCCUGGUACGUCCGAAAAUUAGCCGAAAAUGGCCUAAAAUUUCGAAAAAUCACAUAAAAGCCUAGAAACUGGCCUAGAAUUUCGAUAAGUUGCCUAGAAAAUUCAAAAGUGGCCUAGAAUCCCGGUAAAUCACAUCAAAUCCUAAAAAAUGGCCUGGAAUCCCGAAAAAUUACAUCGAAGCCUAAAAAAUGGCCUAAAAUCCCAAAAAUGCGUCUAAAAAUCUUCUAAGCUUUUCUUAAUUCUCCUAAAAAUUUUCUAGAACUAUAGAACCCUUAUCCUUAGGUUAUUAAAAAGGAGAAAAUCACCUAAUCUUCAAUUUUCCUGCAGGUUUUCGAAUACGUCGAUCGUGAUCUCAAACAAUACAUGGAUUCGUGCUCAAAUUCAAUGCACAUGUCAAACAUCCGCCUAUUCCUCUAUCAAUUAUUACGCGGUCUCUCCUAUUGUCAUCAACGACGAGUUUUGCAUCGAGAUCUCAAACCCCAGAAUCUCCUCAUCACCGCCAAAGGCGAAUUGAAAUUGGCGGAUUUUGGGUUGGCACGUGCCAAAAGUGUGCCGACGAAAACGUAUUCGAACGAAGUUGUCACUUUGUGGUAUCGACCACCUGAUGUUUUGCUUGGAUCAACUGAUUAUUCGACACAUAUUGAUAUGUGGGGAGUUGGAUGCAUUUUGUUUGAAAUGAUUGCCGGAAGAGCACUUUUCCCUGGAGGAACCACUGAUGAACAAUUGGGAUUGAUUUUUAGGUGAGUUCGGGAGAAGGGGGGGGGGUAGAUUUAAAAAAAAAUUAAAAAUAAAAGUCUGAUUCACGAACGAAAAAAAUGUCCAAAAAUGUUUUUUUAACAUUCAAAGAUCAAUUCACGAAAAGUCGAAAAAACAUUGUUUUUCGAGUUUUUCGAAUUUUUCAGCCAAAAUUAUGACAAAUUAAUAUUUUUCAAGCUUCUGGAGUUAAUUCUGAUUAAAAUUGACUUUGGGAUUCACUUUUCAGAAGUUUUUGCUGAUGUAAAAUAAAAAGUUUUAAAUUUUGAUGAAUAUCAAAAAAAAUUAUAAAAUAACGCAAAAUAGGGUUCUCGAAGCUUAUUUUAAUCAGAAAUUACUCCAGAAACUUGAAACUAUUGAUUUGUCAUCAUUUUUGGCUGAAAAACUCAUUUUUAAACAUUUGUUUCGUUCGUGAAUCAGCCCUAUAAAUUUUCUGGUUGAAAAUAUUGGAGUUUCGAAUUUUCCCCGGUUAUUCAAUGAUUUUUUAUCCAAAAAUUGAGUUUUACAUUAAAAAAUGUUUUUUCUAGCUUCCUUCAAAGUAAGGAAAUUUCUGACUUCAAAAUUAUAGAAAACCUAAAUUUCUGAGAACUCUGGAAGCCUGAAUUUUGAGCCUUGAAAAUUUCGAAUAAUUUUUUUGGGGGUAUCUCUUCUGAAAUUUGGAAAAUUAUCAAUUUUUGAAUCAAACAAAAGUUUACUGUAAAAAGUGAUUUUUAGCUUUCUUUAAGGAAAACUGACCCUAAAACAAUGGAAAACCGAAAUUUCUGAAAGUCAAAAAUUUUCUUUGUGGAAUUUUUCCAAAAAAAAAUCAUUCAUUGUUUGAUUUUUAAUCCAGAAAUAGAAUUUUUCCACAUUUUUCCUUGAAAACUUUUUAUUCGGAAACUAAAAUCUUAGAUUUGUAUUUUUUCAGAAAAGUUGUAGUUUUUGAUGUUUUUUGCAGCUGAAAAUUUUCAGGAAUUGUUUUUGUUUUCCUGAAAAUAUCCAGCUGAAAAUCUGUGAUUACCGAACCUUUUUUUGAAAUUAUGUUCUCAAAAAUCUGAUAAACUACGAUACUCCGCAAUUACACCUCAAAGUUUUGGAAAAAAUUGCAUUUCUUGAAAUUUUAACAACGACACUCCGCAAUUACACAUAUUUUUCAACAAUCACAUAAAUUUAACUUCUUUUUUCUUCUUCAGAACCCUCGGCUCUCCUCGACCUGAUCGUCAUCCAACAAUUUGCGAAAAACCCGCCUUCUACCCAUUCUCUGGUCGAUCCUAUCAACCCGAACCACUUUGUCGACAAAUUCCACGAAUCGACGCGCACGGUUUUGAACUGUUGAUGAAGUUCUUGCAAUACGAGGGAAGAGAUCGCAUUUCGGCACAAGACGCAUUGAAACAUCAAUUUAUGAGAACUAUUGCGGUUAAGGUGAGGAAUUUUGGGGAUUUUUUGAAUUCGGGGGAUUCAGAGCUUCAAUUUGAAACCCAUAUUGCUCAUGUUAUGAUCAUUGGAAAGUUUCGUAAAAAGAGCUCAUUUUGGAGCAUUUUUACAUGAAAAUUUAAAUUUCUAGAUGAAAUUUAGGUUUUUUGAAUCCAAAACUUCCCAGAGCUCUGAAAAAAUCAAAUUUUAGUCCUGGAAUUGUGAAAAUCAAGGGUUUUUAUUUUUAAAAAAAACCUAAUUCUUUUCUAAACAUUGUUGAAGCCGAAAUUCUUACAAAACAGCUUUUUGUGCUCAUUUCGGAGCAUUUUAACAUGAAAAUUCUGUUUUUUUUUCAAAUUUUAGUCCUGAAAUUGUGAAAAAUCAGAGUUUUUUGCUCCAAGAAUUAUCCAAACCCUAAUUUCCUCAAUUUUCCAGUGUUCCCAUCUCCGCGACGAACAAUCAAUAAUGGAAGCGGACGGAAUCCACGUGGAACGCGAAGCCCUCUUCCACCACGACUCAAUCCAUCAUCAUUCUCGAAGUCGCCGCGCGGCAGCCGGAAAAGAUUCGAAAAUGUGCAGAAGUAUGCACAUUUAA
Molecule: messenger RNA, 5387 nt
Organism: Caenorhabditis angaria
Lineage: Eukaryota; Metazoa; Nematoda; Chromadorea; Rhabditida; Rhabditidae
Source: the annotation of a GenBank genome assembly